AUGGAGGUGGACCCCGGUCAUGAGUCCGACGGCGAGCUUCCUGACGAGGGGCCAAUUGAGGACCCUCUUGUUCCUCCUGAGGACGAAGAUGACGAGGCCGAGGACGACGAUGUUCGUGAGGUCAUCGACGAUCGUGAGGACGACGACGUUCAUGAGGUCGUCGAGGAACCCAUCGAAGUCGCCCCCUGGGAUCUAGUUGACCCCGACUUUUUGUCAAACAAGCACCUUGCGGAUCGAGGAUUCAUAAAUAAGGGAGAGAAAGCCGGCGAAGCGGAGCAUCUUGCUUACUCUACGUGUUGGUUGUCUGCAGCCGUGAAUCUUCUUCUCAUUGCAGGCUGUAUUCGAAAGCUGAAGCCGGCCAACUGUCUCAUCGCAGAGAUGCAAAAACUGACAUUUGUCAACACGGUUCAAGCACUCGAUGAUGUCGUCAAGGAAACAAAAAGGUUACUCUGGGAGAGCGGUUUUAGAUGGACUAAAACUGGACUCGGAGUAACCGAAGGUCUACGAGGGUUAUUGAAAAAUUUUUCCGAAAGUGACGGUGAAAAUAAGCAGAAGAUCUUGGAAGAUUUUCGUUGUUGCGAGUCUUGCAUGGAGCCCUUCUUCUGUGAAAUUUUCAUUGAAGACGCCUUGGACAGCAAAGAUAUAAAUUUGCAAGAAAUAGUCGCGAAGGGAGAAUGCCUCCUGUGUGGCAAUGAGGAAAUACGACCGGCAGAAUAUUUAUUCCUUGUCGUGAACGGAAGGAAACGCAUGAGAUAUAUAUAUAUAUUUUUUUUUUUUGCAAAUAUGAACGCUUAUAUAAUAUGCCAAAAAGAUAUUUUGAGGAGAAUGGACGAUGGGUGCAGCGAAAAGAUGUGGUGA
Messenger RNA from Oikopleura dioica, 858 nucleotides. The record is from the annotation of a GenBank genome assembly. NCBI's taxonomy places the organism in Eukaryota, Metazoa, Chordata, Appendicularia, Copelata, Oikopleuridae.